Penicillium hordei is the source of this 2046-nucleotide messenger RNA. RefSeq lists its product as uncharacterized. Lineage: Eukaryota; Fungi; Ascomycota; Eurotiomycetes; Eurotiales; Aspergillaceae. The record is from RefSeq and is a predicted model, not a curated record. The transcript has 2 exons. Gene Ontology annotation, biological process: molybdenum incorporation into molybdenum-molybdopterin complex; Mo-molybdopterin cofactor biosynthetic process. Gene Ontology annotation, molecular function: molybdopterin molybdotransferase activity. Gene Ontology annotation, cellular component: cytoplasm; cytosol. The coding region runs from base 1 to 2046 and encodes 681 amino acids.
AUGGAAAUAAAAAGGGCUGCCAUCCUGAUCGUCUCCGACGAAGCCUCUAAUGAUACCACUUUGGACCGCGGGCCUGAUACUCUUGCGCCUAUUCUGGUCAAGGAGGAAAAGUGGGAACUCUCCGCAAUUCGCAUAGUUCCGAACAAUGUUCUCCAAAUCCAGCAAGCACUUUGCAACUGGACUAGUGGCCCCAAUUGGCGCCAUCUAGUUUUUCUUAGUGCCCCGGCAGGCUUAGCAGUCAAGGAUAUUACCCCCGAGGCCUCCUACCUGAUUAUGUACACCCCAGCUCAUUCAUAUCUAGCCGCAAAAUUGGAAAGACAGGUUAUUGGUGUUCGUGAGAAGACUUUGAUAAUCAAUUUCCCAGGGUCCUCCAAAGGAGCCAUGGAGGAUCUUGAAGUCGUUAUGAACCUCCUCCCGCAUGUCAUCCUGCCAAACCCUCGCUCUUUACAUACUAGUGAUAUGAAGAAACCAAACAACAAGACCGGAGUCACUAUUGUCCAGCAUCUACCCCAACCCCAACAUCAACCUUAUCGCCAUUACCAUCAUACACAUGGCCAUUCGAUCCCCAAAGCGCACAUAUCUGUACCAGACUGUCUCCGAUCCAAAUCCAACAGACCCACGAUAGGCCGCAAUCAGCACUACCGCCCUUGUGCCGAUCCUAUGCUUUCUGUAGAGGAAGCACUACGCGUGAUUCACGAGCAAACUCCUGCACCCGCUGUGGUCAAAACCCCUGUCACCACUUCCAUCAUCGGCUCCGUCAUUGCCGAAGACGUUUACGCUAGCGAGAUGAUACCAGCAUAUCCCACCAGUCUUGUCGAUGGCUAUGCCAUUAUUGCCAAAGAAGGCGGAUCCACCAAACUCAUUUUCCAUAGAACUUCAAUCGCCCACGCCAACAUGAGCGGGGCCUUUGAGCCCCUACAACCAGGAACCAUUGCUAAAAUUAGCGCUGGCAACCCCAUCCCUUCUAAUGCCAACGCCGUGGUUAUGUUCGAGGACAUAGCAUCCUCAACCCUAGACGGCCAAGACGAACCAACUGUUGAAAUUCUGGCCGAUGAUAUCGUCCCAGGAGAAAAUGUCCGCGAGCCUGGCAGCGACGUUGCCCUUAACUCCAGAAUCCUUGCUCGUGGCGACCUUAUCUCCCCAGUUGGCGGCGAAAUAGGUCUGCUUGCUGCUACGGGAACGCGGACCGUUAAAGUUUUCAAGAAGUGCCGGGUGGGCGUUCUCAGUGUCGGUGGCGAUCUCGUGGAGCAUUCGAACCCCUCCACCCUCGUCAGAGGCCAGAUCCGCGAUUCUAACCGCCCAUCCCUCUUGUCGUGCCUAGCCUCCUGGGGCAUUGAGACUGUGGACCUUGGUCUCGCCCGCGAGACAGCAGCAGGCGAGCUCGAACAUACCCUUCGUGACUCCCUAUACGGUGUAGACCGUGCAUUCUCUGGCGUCGAUGUGCUCGUAAUCACUGGCAGCAUGUCCCUGGGCAAACUAGAUUUUACUCCUAUCAUUGAGCGCACGCUCGGUGGAUCCAUUCACUUCAACCGCGUUUCUAUGAAACCCGGCACGACCACUACCUUCGCAACGGUACCCUUCAAGGCUACCACAGCCGACACAGCUACCAAGAACAUCCUACAAAAGCACACCUCCAAGCUGAUAUUUUCGCUCCCCGGAGAUCCAGCCUCUGCGCUAGCCACCCUGAACCUCUUUGUCUUGCCUUCUCUGCAUAAAUUCGCCGGUCUAGGCGAGUCCUCCCAGGAUAUCGCUGCCAAGCCGGGGAUUACGCCGCAGGUAGGUCUGCCUCGGGUCGCUGUCGUCUUAACCCACCACUUCCCCCGCGACCUCAAGCGAACCGAGUACCACCGUGCUGUCGUGACUGGCUCUCGAUCGGACGGCCGACUAUAUGCUACAAGCACUGGUGUUAGUGCGGUAGGCAGUCUUGCAAAAGCCAAUGCUUUAGUUAUACUCCGUGCAGGGCGAGGGGUUGGGAUCAAGGGUGAAAUUGUCGAGGCGCUGAUGAUGGGUCAUGUUCAUGCCUCCGAUACCCGCAUUAUUUGUUAA